GCGGCGGUUCCGGUGGUUGGUCGUUUUUUCCGCCGCUGGUCCGCAGCAGCUCCGGCUUCUCCAUGGCCGCUGCGGUCGCUGGCGCGGUUCUCCCUGCCGGGCCGGCAGUGGGGAAGGCGGUGGCCAUGGAGGCCAGGCUCGGAGGCUUAGGACCCCCGCCUCCUUGCGGGGAAGUAGCCGAAAUGGCAACGCCGGCCGCGCAGGUGAUUCCUUAACUUUCCUGAUCACUGUCUCCAAAUACUUUCUAAAUGAACAUUCCUGUUACUCUCAAAUUGCUGGAGAUGGCAAGUCCAGCCAUCAGCCCUGACUCUUCUUCCCAUGAAGCACUUUCUUCUGUCAACUCUAUGCCUGCAUGUUCCCCUACUUCUGAUUCUGAGAACCUGAGCCCAGAUGAGUUGGAGCUGUUAGCCAAGUUGGAAGAACAAAACAGGCUUUUGGAAGCUGAUUCAAAGUCAUUACGCUCUAUGAAUGGCUCACGAAGGAAUAGUGGGUCAUCCUUGGUAUCCAGUUCUUCUGCAUCAUCCAAUCUGAGCCAUCUUGAAGAAGAUACCUGGAUCUUAUGGGGAAGGAUUGUCAAUGAAUGGGAAGAAUGGCGGAAAAGAAAAGAGAAGUUACUCAAGGAACUCAUAAGGAAAGGAAUCCCUCACCAUUUCCGAGCAAUUGUUUGGCAGCUUUUGUGCAGUGCCACAGACAUGCCAGUGAAGAAUCAAUAUUCAGAGUUGCUGAAAAUGUCUUCUCCUUGUGAAAAGUUAAUCAGAAGAGACAUUGCUAGAACAUACCCUGAACAUGAGUUCUUCAAGGGACAAGACAGUCUGGGCCAGGAGGUUCUCUUCAAUGUUAUGAAGGCUUAUUCUCUAGUAGACCGUGAGGUUGGGUACUGCCAAGGUAGUGCAUUCAUCGUGGGAUUGCUACUCAUGCAGAUGCCGGAAGAGGAGGCCUUCUGUGUAUUUGUACGGCUGAUGCAAGAGUAUAGACUACGGGAAUUAUUCAAACCCACUAUGGCCGAGUUAGGACUUUGUAUCUAUCAGUUUGAAUACAUGCUGCAGGAACAACUACCUGAGCUGAAUAUCCACUUCCGCUCCCAAAGCUUUCUCACCUCUAUGUAUGCAUCAUCUUGGUUUCUUACACUCUUCCUCACUACUUUUCCUCUACCUGUGGCCACACGAGUAUUUGACAUCUUCAUGUAUGAGGGAUUGGAAAUAAUUUUCCGUGUAGGAAUGGCUCUUCUGCAAUUCAACCAAGCUGAACUCAUGCAACUGGACAUGGAAGGGAUGUCGCAGUAUUUUCAGAAGGUGAUUCCUCAUCAGUUUGAUAGCUGUCCUGAUAAGCUGAUCUUAAAGGCCUAUCAAGUCAAAUACAACCCUAAGAAAAUGAAACGACUGGAGAAAGAGUAUACUGCAAUCAAAAACCGGGAAAUGGAAGAACAGAUUGAAAUCAAGAGGCUCCGUACUGAGAAUCGCCUUCUGAAACAGCGAAUUGAAACCCUGGAGAAGGAGAGUGCUGCCUUGGCAGAUAGAUUGAUCCAGGGCCAAGUUACCCGUGCACAGGAGGCUGAAGAGAAUUACAUUAUCAAGCGGGAGCUGGCAGUUGUGAAGCAACAAUACUGCUCUGCCACAGAGAAUUUGCAGAAGGCACGAAGCACCAUUCAGCAACUUCAGGACCAACAAGCAAAUCCCCGCUACUCUGAGGAAUUUGUGAGCCACCUGGAAACAGAACUGGAGCAAUCCCGCUUGAGGGAAUCUGAGACUCUGAGUGCCCUUAAAGAGAUGCAGGAUAAAGUUCUGGACAUGGAAAAGAAAAACAGCUUGCUUCCAGAUGAAAACAAUGUGGCCCGUCUGCAGGAAGAACUGAAGGCUAUGAAGUUGCGGGAGUCCGAGGCAAUGAAAUCCUUCAGAGAGCUGCAAUAUCAAGUGAAGGAACUCAAUGACAAUUGGCAGGCCCAUCUGAGCCGGACCGGCGGGCGGUGGAAGGACUCUCCACGAAAGAACACAAUAAAUGAUCUCCAAGAUGAACUGAUGAGUCUCCGUCUGCGUGAGACACAGGCUCAGGGCGAGGUCCGGGAGUUGCGUCAAAGAGUGGUAGAACUUGAAACCCAGGAUCAGAUUCACAGCAAUCUCCUCAAUCGGAUGGAACAGGAGUGUUCUGGGCUGCACGAAAAGGUGCAGUAUCUCACCGCCCAAAACAAAGGGUUGCAUACACAGUUGAGUGAGACCAAGCGCAAGCAUGCUGAAUCUGAAUGCAAGAGCAAAGAAGAAGUUAUGGCUGUCCGCCUGAGAGAAGCUGAUAGCAUGGCUGCUGUUGCAGAGAUGCGGCAGAGGGUUGCUGAACUGGAAAUCCAGAGAGAAGAAGGAAUGAUCCAAGGUGAACUCAACAAUUCUGAUGCCUCGCAAUACAUCCGUGAACUCAAAGAGCAGAUUGAUGAACUCAAGGCAGAGAUUCGGCUAUCGAAAGGACAGAAGCCUUUUGAGGACUCUAUGGGUUUUGAUGGUAUACAUAUUGUGAGUCAUCUGGCAGUGGACGAUGACUCGCUGCAUUCUUCAGAUGAGGAAUUGCUGACCAGCCCUAUGGUAGUGGGUGCCCUGCAGGAUGUUUUGUAUCCACUGUCUCCUCACAACACACACUUUCUGCAUGGGGCUGAAAGCUCUGGUAAGGAGAGCGAUGGCACCACAGAUAGCGAUCCAGAUGACCCUACCUCUGCUACGGAGGCCAAUGGUGAGAUCAUCUUUGCAGAGGCCUUGGGCAAAUGAGGAGUGAUGCUGCCAUCCCAACUCAGUCAGUUGAUCCACCGGCCAUGUUGUACUGAGAAGUCAGGGAUCAGAUGUAACUGAGUCUUCGGCCCAGGGAGUGUCCCGGCUCAGAUGCGGCAUGGAGUGCCCCACACAAACAGAACGGAUUGUUAUCAGCACUGCCUUUUUUUUCAGCUUUGCCACUGGGAGUUAAAAUCCAAAUCCAGGUAUUGGCCUCAUCCACGUCCUGCUUUCCACACAUUUUUUUUCCUUCUCUACACAAAGAUUUGCACAGAUGAGGACUGUGAAGGGGCAGCAGAAGCAAUCAAUCCACUGAUUCCCUAAAAUGCAGCCUAGCUGUGUUCCAUCUCUGUCUCCUUGCUGUGCUUGGAGAAGGGAAAGGGGUUGGUCUUCCCUUUAUUUAUAUUUGUCUCCUAGCAUGCUACUCUGCAUCCAGAGGAGAAAAUGGAGUGCCUGCAUACUUGUUUGUAAUUUUCGGACAAGGAGAAAAAUGAGCUUCUGAAGAGGUGAUUUGUUCUAGUGAGGGAGAUAAUAUUUUUGUUCCUGUUUAUUAUUUAUUUUUAGAGUGCAAUUACUAAUCCAGCUCUUUGAAAAGUUCGAUGAUUUUGAGGGCUUUUAUAUGGAGGAGCCAAAACUACUUCUGUACGUAAUCAUACAAUAUUUUCUAUUUAAUUAUGUAAAGGGAUAUGCUUUACUAACUCCACUUUUAUAUCAUAUUUUCAAACUCUGUUUUUUGCAGCAUUCUGGCUCAGUGCCUAAUUGGCUCAGAUAGAAAAACAGUCCAUCAAUGCACGUGCACAUGUGUGCAUACACACACACUUAUAUAUAUAUUUGCGGGGGAGAAGAUGUGUUAGUAAGCUGCUACUUGAUUCAUGAAAUCAGUAUUAAUUGCUAAACUAUCAGGCAGCUGAGAAUUCAACAAAGUUACUGUGUGGGAAGAGUCGAAUACUGUGGAAUGUCUAGAUAGCUGAUUCUGCCAAGAUAACAAAAAUGAAGGCCCUUGAAGGCUCAAAUUUGAAUUACAUAUCAAGUAAAUAUGAGUUUCCUAAUGCUAUGUUUGCUUCCAAACAUUGUUAGAGUAGGAAUAGCAAGGAAGAACCAGCAGGAAAGUUAUGUUUAACCCUUGUGCGUUUACUGAUGAUUCUGAUUCUGAUGAUGCAAAUGCUCCUUGGUUCCAUUAAGCAUUGGAGCAUUGGGUUGUAUGAAAUGUAGUUCUGCUCCAAGGAGCAAUUCCUUGCAGAAACAAGCCUUCUCUUGGAGGGUGUGUGUGUGUGUGUGUGUGUUUGUGGAGGAGGUUGGGGGCAAGGCAAGGCAGGGUAGAGAAAAGAGCAUGUUUUCUUAACAGAAUUAGCUUCUAAGAACGAAAGGAUUGCUGGUCGCCCACUUAAUGACAGUUGGCAAAGAAAGAACCCAUAAUUUAUGCGGGGAUUCUGAUGAAGAAGGCUUUGAAUAAAACUGUAAAGUGAUGUGUACUUCUUCAGUUGGAAAUACUACAGUCAUUGCAAUGCUAUUUGUAAUUCAGUUCAUACUCAGUUUGCUGCAAAAAGGUUUGUUUUUCACAAAAGGGAAUGGGGCGGGGUGGGGCAUCAGUAGUUUAAAAACAACAGUGAAGUAUUACUUAGGAGCACUGCAUGUUUUUUGAGGCUACGAAUAAUGCUGCAGUUGGGACCACUUCUUCACUUUUGAAGUAUAGAACUAAAGACGGUAGUUUAAUUUUGUCCCCUUUCUUUAACAGAGUCCAUGUUUAAGAGUAUUAAUGCUACUGUGCCACAGCAUGAUUUUGGGGUAUUGGUGUAGCGUCCAGACAUCACUGCAAGUAAGAUUCCAGGCUCUACCUCCCCCCCCCAAAAAAAAAGUUAGGGCAAUGUAGAAAAUGCCUUUGAAAGAUAUGCAGCACUGUUUCUUCCCAAUUAAAUUAAGAAGUUGUGCAGGUUUUGAAAUACUUAGCAUUGCAAGGUAUCUGAAUAAAGGUAUUACUGCCACUGAUGAUGUUGCAGCUGAAAAUAAAGAUCACCUGACACUAGAAGAUGGAAAGGGUUUCACAGAAGGUCUAUGAAAGAGGAUGGGCAAGUGCAGAACGUGGAAGAUGUGAGGCUUUGACCCUGCCAGGAAGGUAGGCUAGGCGAUGUUGUUAAGCAAGAUCUCUGGUUGUGGAUGGCCAUCGACUAACAGGUUUGUGGAAUUGGGGAAUGAAAUAUUCCGCCUCUCAGGGAAGGGGGCCAUUUCUUGCUACGGAUGUGUUUUCUUCAUCCUCGGCUCAGUUUUUCUUUCCUUUCUCAUCUGUAGUGAACCAAUCUGCCAUUUAAGUUUACCUAAACUUGUAAAGCUUGCAACUUUAUUAAUAACCGACCAUGUUCUGUAUCAGACACAUAGGCCUCUCUUUUUGGAAGAAUUCUCCAUGACCCCUUCCUUGGCAUGGGUUUGGAAGGGAUUGGUAAGGGAGAAGCUGCUGGCAUUUUCCAAGGGCUUUUUAAGCUCCAAAUCAAUGAAGGCAAACCAGCAUUUGUGAAACGGGAAACAAACCUGCAACUGCCUACCCACUUAUCAUGUGGCUGGCCCUGAACUAGUGAACAGAAAUAAACACACAUACACACACAUGUACAGAUAAGUAUUUAUAUAGUAUGCCUAGUGAAAGGCACCAGUUUGGCAUAAUCUUGCGUAUUUUAUAUGUACAAUUUACACACACACUGAUACAUUCACACUACGCUGUAAUACUAAAAUUUUGUAAUUUAUCCUUUCAUUGUUCAGUCUCACAUAAAGAUAAUUGGAAUAAUACAUGGUCCGGAUGAGUUCAGUUUUCAUUGUUGUUUUGAUCUGCUUGCAUCGGUCUGAAGCUCCCCUUCCCUCUGCUAGCAGUGGGGCACAUGUUUGCAAUGUUGGAUGGCUUGUGAAACUGUUUGCCAGUUGUGCUUAAUACCUAGCAGUUGUGGAUAUUUGUUUUGUGUAGUGCUAUCUGAAUGCUUACUGCCUCCAAAAUUACAAGUUAGGAAGACCUUUAACUGAUGUUAUUAUUUUUUUAAAUAUGAAGUAAAUCCAUUGACUUUAGUGUUUUGCAAUUGCACUGGAGUAAACAAAAGGAGAUGGUUCAAACCAUAUCCAAUUUUGUUUUCAAUCUUGAAAUAACAAAUUUUCAAAAUUGUUAUUGUUAAAUUUAGACUUGAUUAAUUUGGCUGAUUUGUCCUUUAAACUUCAUUAUGGCACAACCUUGAUUAAAGUAAAGACUGCUGACCUAUUCUAUACAAAUUAUUCACAGUACUGCAGCUUUUUUCCAGGGUUUAGAUCACAGCUGUGGAGCCUUAUAAUACAGUUGUUUAAAUGAUGCCACAAACGUCAACUUUCCACUAUUUACUGCUUUUACUGUAUAAAAGCUUGAAGAAAAUGAUAACUUUCUUUUUCUUCCAUGCUGGUAAAUACCAGGAACCACAGGAUAUAUUAGGAUUAUUAGGACUAAUUUCUCAGAGACCAUGCAACAUCAGAGGAUAGGAGUUGAAUCUUCCUUUUGCAUAGGUAGAUUAUACUAUACCAGGAAAUAGCAUGCUAUCCUUUGGGAGCUCUGGAUAAUAAACAUAAAACCAUGUGAUAAAUAUUAUUAUAUCAAAUAACUUGCAAUGAAACCUGUAGAAAAUUAAUAAAAUAAGUAUUAGGAGCAAGAGAUGGGAGAUCUAAUUUCAUCACAGCAAAGUGCAGGAAACUCACCUGUUCAAGUUGAAUAAUGUGUUGUUUUUGGUUGAGUUUGGUGAGACACCAAAUAUCAUGAAUAAACCACAGUGUAGUGAAUUACAUUAAGUCAUGAAAAACCGCCUCGAUUUUAAAGGAGUGAGCUUGAUUUACCAAGUGAACUAUGUGUCUAGUUCUUCAUAAAGAAUCCAUUUAUAUCAAGCUAUCCACAACCCUCGGCCCACCACAUUCCUCUGCUGGUUAUGAAUUGUAAAAUCUCCAAGGAAUUUUAUUUUUUUCUUUUUCAAAGUACAGGCCUAUUAAAAACCAUCAAUCCAUAGAAUACAUAGCAAGCCCAUGAGAAGAAAAGUGUACCCAGCCAAUAUUGGUAACCAAGAAUCAAACGUAUCUGUAUUUUCCAGCAAAAGUAUCUGCCUAAUUGGAGGAAGGGAGGGCUAUUGUAUUUGUAGGAACUAUUUUGAACAUAGUUGUGAGUUUCCAAGCCAAGCUAUUUGUGAGUCAGUCAUUGGCUUCUUUUAAAACUUUCUAUUUCCCUUAACAAGAAGUAUUACAAACAAAAUUUAAAGGAUGAAGCCAGUUUUUAAUGCAUUGGUUCUUGUGUGCUUUUUCUCCCUUGCAUUUCCUUUUGUGGCUAUUUUUUGGGCCUUUAUUAUUUUUUUCCAGUGAAGGUGCCAAACCCACUCAGUCCUUUGGCCAACGGGGCAGCCAUAUAUACUGGUAGAUAUAUAUUUAUAUAAAAUAAAUAAAUUUUCAGCAGAACUUCAGCAAGGGAAGAAGCGAAACACCACUUUGAGGUGCCGUUUUGUUUCUGUCAUGAGUUUCCACAGGUAUCUCUUCUCUUACCAUAUCUUCCAUGGCCUACCCCCAAAUAUUUGAACACAAUAUCAUGAGGAAUCUUGUGAUAAGCCUCACAUUCAUUAGCUGAGAAAGAGGACCUACCUAUAAAGUAGUUUAACACACCUAGUAUCUUAAAGCAGACUGUUACACUGCCCCAGCAGAUUAUUUUGGACAGGUGAGGCUGAAGAUGGUGCUUGUGGUAGCUACCAGCAUACUUCAAUUUGCACUUUCGUGGCGGUUUUCUUUAUAUUUCCUUCUACACAGAAGGAAUACAACGUGGUGCUUUGUUAGGACUGGGAUUGGGAUUAUAACUUCUGUUCUCCCCCCAGGAUUGACUCUAGAAUUUGAGUUACAAGCAUUCCUCGACUUACAACCACAAUUGAGCCAAAAAUUUAUGUUGUUAAGUGGAACAUUUAUUAAGUCAGGUUUGC
Molecule: messenger RNA, 7693 nt
Organism: Thamnophis sirtalis
Lineage: Eukaryota; Metazoa; Chordata; Lepidosauria; Squamata; Natricidae
Gene: EVI5L
Product: ecotropic viral integration site 5 like
Biological process (GO): regulation of GTPase activity
Molecular function (GO): GTPase activator activity; small GTPase binding
Source: RefSeq, a predicted model, not a curated record